Molecule: messenger RNA, 3858 nt
Organism: Syngnathus typhle (broad-nosed pipefish)
Lineage: Eukaryota; Metazoa; Chordata; Actinopteri; Syngnathiformes; Syngnathidae
Product: zinc finger protein 638-like
Exons: 22
Coding region: 589-3192 (867 amino acids)
Cellular component (GO): nucleus
Molecular function (GO): nucleic acid binding; zinc ion binding
Source: RefSeq, a predicted model, not a curated record
CAUUCUUCCACUACAACUGCUAAAAAGUCAACGAAGCCUGGGACCAGAAUCAAUACGAGUGCCAAAGCUGUCAAACCAGACUGGAUUGACCAUAUAAAUACUGUUAACCACACAGCCGCCUGCAGGGACCUGCGCAACAAGUAUCCUGAAUGGAACCCAUAUCUGAAAAGCAAAUGCAGAGUGAAAUCUCACAGGCUGCAUGCAAGACAUUCUCCUCAGGAUGAUCGCCAACUUCACUGCACAGGCGAUUCAUCACAUCACAGUGGUGUAGAACACACUUGUGAUGAGCUGGAUAAGCACUCUGCUGACACCAGCUCCAAUGCAUCCUUCUCGAAAUAUGGACUUCAUUCUUCCACUACAACUGUUAAAAAGUCAACGAAGCCUGGGACCAGAAUCAAUACGAGUGCCAAAGCUGUCAAACCACUGUCCAUCCCACCACCUGCCAAAAAGAAAAGGACUUUGGUUCCAGCAUCCCAGGACAACAUAGCAGGCCCUCAAGUGUAUUUGGCUGGGAUUCCACAGGAAGCAUCAGAGCAAGAAGUUACUAAAUUUGUCACGUCUUUUGGCAAGAUCAACAAUGUGGUCUUGAUGCCAAGCUCUGAGGAAGAUAGUGAAAUGGGUGAUGGGCAAAAGACACCAGACCCUACAAUUGAUUCUGUCUGCAGUAACAGUAGACCUACUAUAGACUCAGACAAGAACUCUCAAAAGAAAGACUCUGACCUCUCUACCGAAGUGAGUGAGGUUGACAUGAACACUUCUGUUAAGGGCUUGGUGUUGAUCACAGAAAUUCCUGGUGGUGACUGGUCAGCGAGUGAUGUCCUUAAACUCAUCCAGCCUUUUGGAAAUCUUAUUGACAUUAUCUCUGCUCCAUCAGUUGGAAAGGCUCUUGUGUCUCUGCCAGACUUGAAGACUGCACAAGAGGUUGUUAAAGUUCACACCUCCAUUCCUGCAAAGAUUAAAGACUGUGAAGUGAAGAUGUUCAAUAUCGAAGAGCAAGUUUGCAUUGAUACCCCAGUGGCACUCUACAAUCUACUGAUGCAGUCAUUUCACCCAUUGGAGAAUUCAUCUCCAGUUAGUUGGAGUAGCCUUUUGGUGAUCAAUAAUGUUCCUGACACCCCCACUGGCCCCUCUGAAGUUAAGAAACUAGUUCAGCGUUUUGGGACUGUGGUGAAAACUCUGGAACUUAACAAUGUGGUAAUUUGUGAAAUGGAAACUGGAGCCAUGGCCCUGUCUGUCUACAAACGCUUCCAGAGGUUUCCAUGCAUUGUACAAAACAACCCUUUGUUCUUUUCACGCAAGCCUGACCCCAAAACUAACACACAGACUCAAGUAUUUUCUCCAAACCUACAUUUGCGUGAGGAUAUUUUUGAAAAUGAUGAAGACCGCAAUACAGAUGCAGCUGACCAAGAUAAGAUAGCACAUUCUGUGGAGUUGAGAAAAAAGCACAAUAUAUUAAUGGGCCCUCAAACAGUGCUUAUUGAAGAUGAACUGGCUGGAGAAAAUGGAAGCCUUGUCACUCAGGACCAUUGGAAUGUGCUGUCUGAAUCUGCACUUGAACCAGACAAAAAGACUGACAAAGAGAAUGUAGGAACUACUAUAGCAGUCUCUAAGUCUAACAAGAAAGAUGAAUCAGCAAAUGAGACUAUUUUGCAGACAACUGUAAAUGCAACCGAUUUAGAAAAGAUUCAUGUUGGUCAAUGUGAUUCUACAGAUAUUGCAUUUUCAGAGUUUUCUAAGGAUACUGUAGAGGUGGACAGUGGAGCAGAAACAAAUCACCCUCGAAAUAAAAUGGCAGGCUCUGCAAAUGAAGAAGUUCAUCUGGAGACAGAAGUGGGAAAGGCAGCUUACCAAAUAAAAGAGUCAGGUGGAAACAAAUUAGUUGAUGCAGAGGUUGGUUUAAACACUCGAGAGAGUGAGAAAGUUGACAAAGAGGCAGAAAAGGAGAAGGAAUUUAGGGGGAGAGGGCAAAAAAUUAGGGAGCAGUGGGUCCAGAAGGACUCACAAAGGACCAAGUGGGAUCGGGAGCAAGAGGAAAGAACCAUAAAAGAGAGGAGGGAAAUGGAGAGGAAGAACGAACAUGGAGUUCCGUCCUCAGGACUAUAUGAGUCAUGCAGGUUUGAGACAUAUAAAAGCAACUCAAAUCUGGGUGAACAAAGAAUUCCUAACAAAUCAGAUGCUGAAUUGCCCAAGAUGGAUAGGGUUGAAGAUUUUGAUUCAUUCCCAUUGAACAUGACUGAGUUUGUGACUGUGGAUGAAGUUGGGGAUGUGACUGAUUUGAAUGACUUCCCUCUUCCGCCUUCUCCUGCUGCGUCAGAGAAAACCACAGAGCAAGAGAAGUCACAAACAAAAGUCCCACAGGACACUCAUGAGGUCAGACCUUUGGAUGUGAUCGCGCAGUCUAGAGAGAAGUCUGAUUAUCCUAUAACAGAUUGUCAGCAUCAGCCCAUGAUCAUUGAAGAUUCCAUUACAGAUUUUGGACAUGAGCGUACAAUUUCACCUGGGACCUCUGUCAGUGCAUCAUCAGAUGUGAUUGGCAUGCUGAGUUGCAAAAUUGCAAACCCAUCCACAAAAACUCGGCACGAAUUUUCUCCUGCCGUCCAAAAAGUAGUGCCAACUUGUCAACCAGAAAUAAAUGAGACAGAAAAUAUACUCUCCGCUCCCACAGAAUGUAUAAUCAUGAUUGAGACUCUUCCAACACCACCUAUUUCAAGUAAAACAGUCAUUGAUGACUCACUAUCAGAUCAACACACUAUGAAGGUGAAAAUAACUUCAGGAAAUAUUACUGCAGAAGAAAGGAAAGACAAAGCAACAGCUGUGGUUAAGAGCCCUUUAAAUGAAGCGCAGACCGUAAUGGAAAAUGUGCAAACGAGAGAGGGCACAUGGAUGAGCUUUUCUUCUGCUGAGCCAGGGAGACACAUGAUGUCUGACAUUCCAAAAGUCACUGAAAAGAAGAGUGAGGAUAAGCCAAGAACAGAAACUCCCAUGGCCACAGACAAAACUGUCCAUUUUGAUCCGAGCAUACCAGUUGGUAUGGAAUUCUUGGUUCCUAAAACAGGCUUCUUCUGCAAAGCGUGUAACCGUUUUUUCAGUGGAAGUAAAGACUCACAGAUCACCCAUUGCAAAAGCUUCAAGCACUUUGAAAACGUGCAAAAAUACUUGAUGACAAAAAGAACAAAAGGUCAAUUGUAUUGAAAGCUGCUUGAAUGACAUGUCAUUCUUUUAAUUUGAGUUCAUUUUUCUUUGUUGUCUUGGGAAACAAAGGCACUCCAAAAUGCUUAACCCCCAGUCCACAGCUUCUGUAAAUGUUUCAUGUUUCACUCAACAGAUAACAGUUGUCAACGCAUCAUGUGACUUUCAGAAGAUUAACCCAUUUUGAAUGGACAAAUAAAAUAAAAUGUAUUAUUACAAAACAAAUUGGCGGGGGUAAAUUAAGAUAAAUGAUUUCAGGAAAACAUUGUUGCCAAAACAGCAGUUGCUUUGGUAAUGGUGUGCUCUGAUUUUACACCUUUGCAGAACAUAUGGUCUGGGUAUGAAGGAAAAUGGUUGCCUUAACGGAAUUCCAAGCUCCUCUAUACCUGCAUGAUUUGUGUUCAUUUAUGUUUCUGUGAAGUUGAGUUGUCUAGUUGAUUGUAAUUUGAAAUAGAUAUAAGUAGACUUGUUCGAUUUAUUGUUUCUUUGUACUGUCUUGGUUUGACUGAAAUGCACACUGAUUCCUGAUCAAGGAACAUAGUGAAACUAACAUUAAGAGGCAAGAAAUAACACAUGCAAAAUGAACUAUCAUUUUUUCAGCUUUUUCAAUAUAUUGUACUAAUGUACCUUGCAACCAAUUGUACUGUGCAUUAAAGAAACUUUAGUGAA